Schizophyllum commune H4-8 is the source of this 228-nucleotide messenger RNA. RefSeq lists its product as uncharacterized. The coding region runs from base 35 to 214 and encodes 59 amino acids. The record is from RefSeq and is a predicted model, not a curated record. NCBI's taxonomy places the organism in Eukaryota, Fungi, Basidiomycota, Agaricomycetes, Agaricales, Schizophyllaceae. The transcript has a single exon.
GGCUGGGUGGAUAUCGAUACCAGGAGAUGGGCUGAUGUCCUCAACCGCUCCCCGAUCUCUUAUAUACCUUUCACCUCCCUCAAUAACCCCGUGUACCACAUCGGCCCCGCCAAGGAACGCCCAAAUCACCCUUCUGCGUGAUAAGCGUAAACACGGGAGAUUGAGAACAUCCUACCUGGCCACAAGACCAGAGACCCGCUCCCCGCAGCGAUAGGUACGUCCCAAAAG